Molecule: messenger RNA, 609 nt
Organism: Empidonax traillii (willow flycatcher)
Lineage: Eukaryota; Metazoa; Chordata; Aves; Passeriformes; Tyrannidae
Product: structural maintenance of chromosomes protein 1A-like
Exons: 4
Biological process (GO): sister chromatid cohesion
Cellular component (GO): nucleus; cohesin complex
Molecular function (GO): DNA binding
Source: RefSeq, a predicted model, not a curated record
GCUGACCGGUACCAGCGGCUGAAGGACGAGGUGGUUCGGGCCCAGGUGCAGCUGCAGCUCUUCAAGCUCUUCCACAACGAGGCCGAGAUCGAGAAGCUCAACAAGGAACUGGGCACCAAGAACAGGGAGAUCGACAAGGACAAGAAGAGGAUGGACCGGGUGGAGGACGAGCUCAAGGACCGCAAGAAGGAGCUGGGCAAGAUGAUGAGGGAGCAGCAGCAGAUCGAGAAGGAGAUCAAGGAGAAGGACUCGGAGCUGAACCAGAAGAGGCCCCAGUACAUCAAGGCCAAGGAAAACACGUCCCACAAGAUCAAGAAGCUGGAGGCGGCCCGGAAGUCCCUGCAGAACGCCCAGAAACAGUACAAGAAGCGCAAGGCGGACAUGGACGAGCUGGAGAAGGAGAUGGUGUCCCCCUCUGGGAUUUUAUUUACGUCCAUCCCAUUGGGAUUUACGCCCAUCCCUUUGGGAUUUGGGCUGCCCCAUUGGGAUUUGGGCUGCUCCAUUGGGAUUUGGGUCCAUCCCUUUGGGAUUUGGGCUGCUCCAUUGGGAUUUGGGUCCAUCCCUUUGGGAUUUGGGCUGCUCCAUUGGGAUUUGGGCUCAUCCCUUUAG